Molecule: messenger RNA, 492 nt
Organism: Encephalitozoon intestinalis ATCC 50506
Lineage: Eukaryota; Fungi; Microsporidia; Unikaryonidae
Exons: 1
Coding region: 1-492 (163 amino acids)
Source: RefSeq, a predicted model, not a curated record
AUGGAAGAGAAAUUUUACUCGGAGGAUAUUAAGUCUGUUAGCUGUGAUUUGGAUGAGGCCAGAUCUUCUAUCCAGAACGAGGUUCUUGAUGUAAAAAGUGACUUGCUAUCGGUGUAUCUUAUGAAUCUUGUUCUUUACAAGGAGAUGGAUUCGGAAGAUAGAAAAGGAAGCCCAGUAGAAGAAAUGUUGAGCAAGACAAGUAUUCUUCUUGAGAAAAUAUGUGCUAUUGAGCGUAGAGCUGGGAGUCUCGGGGAGGUGCCCCAAAGCGAAGAAAACAAGGGCAGUGUGGAAGAGGAAGAUCCUGCAGAAGAGGGAAAGAGAACAAUAACAGACAAAAUGAAAAAAAAUAAGUUCGUUAAGAAGAGAAAGGCAGAAGAUCGAAUACCAAGGCUUAAAUAUAAAAACAAGGCCAGAAAGCUUGCAGAAAUGGCAGAGAUAAAGCAUGAUGGAAAUAUAGACACCAAGAAGCCAAGCUUUAAUAAAUUUGACUAG